Messenger RNA from Salvia miltiorrhiza (redroot sage), 1098 nucleotides. RefSeq lists its product as uncharacterized. The record is from RefSeq and is a predicted model, not a curated record. Bases 1 to 1098 code for a protein of 365 amino acids. The transcript is spliced from 2 exons. Gene Ontology annotation, molecular function: nucleic acid binding. Lineage: Eukaryota; Viridiplantae; Streptophyta; Magnoliopsida; Lamiales; Lamiaceae.
AUGUCUAGUAAACGAAAUUUAUCAAAUGAAGAGAGGAACAACAUUGGACAGUGGCUCUUACAACACAGCAGAGAAGGAAAUCUGAUUCAUGGAGCAAAAAAGGAGGCGACACAAAAGUUCCUAGUUGAUGUCAAGACAAUCUGGCGCAUUUGGAAAUCAGCAGCUGCUCAACAAGCUUUGGGAAGACCUAUUAAUGUGAUUUCAAUGAAGAAGGGAUCAAAACAUGCAGACAAAAAGGUACUUGAUGUAGAGAGAAUUAAAACAUUGUCAGUUUUAGAGAGAUCUUCCCUCAUAAUCAUGUCAAGCAAGAUAGGUGUGAGUAAGAGCUUGAUCCAUCUGUGGGUUAAGGAAAAUAAGUUAAAGCCACACAUUAAUGCAAUCAAGCCAUUCCUCACACCCCAAAAUAUGCUGUGUAGGCUUAGAUGGAGCCUAUGUCAGCUCAAUCCAUUAAGUGAAGGUGGAAAAUUCAGAUUUCAGACAAUGUAUAACAUAAUACAUGUAGAUGAAAAGUGGUUUAAUUUGACUAAGACAAGUGGCAGAUAUUACCUUUUACCAAAUGAGAUAGAGCCAUAUAGGACAUGCAAAUCAAAAAGACACAUUGAGAAAAUCAUGUUCUUAGCUGCUGUUUCAAGACCAAUAUUCGAUAGCAAUGGAAAUUGCAUUUUUGAUGGCAAAAUUGGUAUAUUUCCAUUCAUAACUGAGGAGCCAGCUCAAAUAAACUCUAAGAACAGAUUGAAACGCACCAUAGAAACAAAACCAAUUCAAGCUAUCACAAGAGCAAUCACGAAGGAUUGCUUCACCAAUCAAGAUAAUGUUAAACCACAUACAAAGGGGGAUGAUCCAGAUUUCAUACAAGCUGCCACCUCUGAUGGAUUCAACAUUCAACUAAUUUGUCAACCAGCAAACUCUCCGGAUACUAAUGUCAACUAUCUAGGAUUUUUUAGGGCUACACAAUCACUGAAAGAUAAGAAGCCAGCUAAUGGGGUAGAAGACUUGCUCAAGAAUGUGAAAGAUGCAUUUGAUGAGUAUCCACCAACAAAGAUAAACCAUGUGUUUCUAUCAUUGCAAGGGUGCUACAUAGAGACUAUGAAAAUUUAG